AUGUAUAGUGUGCAGGUGCUGUUCGUGACCUUCAUUUUCAAUUUUGUGGCGCUGGCCGUCAAUCCUGAGCCGAGUUUUGCGGGGAGUUUGAACAGAGAGUUUUGGCUCUCGCUAGAGUUGGACCAAUUUGGCGAAGAUUUGGCAAGUGGACAAAUCUACCAGGGACUCGGGUCUUCCAGGGCGAAGUCCGCCAACACCAACCUCAGAGCGGAUAAACUCGUACUAAAUGGCAUAAAGACAUCGCUAAAGAUCUUCAAUUUUGUCGAUUCUGGAGAAUCUGUAGAGAGCAUCGAGGACCGCUUCCAAACUAGGCUCGCAGACGAUGUGCAGUUUUCCCCGGAAACUCUGGGCUCCAAGGCUAUCCAUUACUAUCUCUUGAAUGACCUUGGAAACUAUAGGUACCCAAAGGGCUCUGUUCCUGCCUAG
Molecule: messenger RNA, 426 nt
Organism: Theileria equi strain WA
Lineage: Eukaryota; Apicomplexa; Aconoidasida; Piroplasmida; Theileriidae
Product: signal peptide containing protein
Exons: 1
Coding region: 1-426 (141 amino acids)
Source: RefSeq, a predicted model, not a curated record